Eublepharis macularius is the source of this 1416-nucleotide messenger RNA. RefSeq names its product LSM10, U7 small nuclear RNA associated (gene LSM10). The transcript is spliced from 2 exons. Gene Ontology annotation, biological process: mRNA 3'-end processing by stem-loop binding and cleavage. Gene Ontology annotation, cellular component: nuclear body; cytoplasmic U snRNP body. Bases 746 to 1117 code for a protein of 123 amino acids. Gene Ontology annotation, molecular function: U7 snRNA binding; histone pre-mRNA DCP binding. The record is from RefSeq and is a predicted model, not a curated record. Lineage: Eukaryota; Metazoa; Chordata; Lepidosauria; Squamata; Eublepharidae.
UUUUCCCGAGAUAACUGAUCUCUGCCACCUGUAAUUCCUGGAGAUCUCCAGCUAUCACCUGGAGGCUGGGAACGCAACUGUGGAAGCUCCUCUGCAGGCUGCAGUAGCGAGUUGGAGCUGCCAGGCAAGAUAGAAGGGAACUGGCUUCACCCCCAAUUAGGUUUUUCCGGUUGGCAGCCUUCAUGCAACCGGCUUACCGAGAAACGAGGGGUAUUUAAGUUCUCUCUGCACUUGGCGGAAAGGGAGGUGAAAGCGUCGUUGCAGUAGCGCCUCCCAAGCACUGCCACGCUUGGCAGAGAGAUUACUUGACGCCCAUCUGUAGCUGACUUUUUGCAGACGUCUGGGAGGGUCUCACGGGCAAAGGAGGCCGCGGGAAGCUCCCGAACGCCAAAAAGCGCCGCACGACCAGAAGCGCCUCCGCAGGCUGCAGCAACGACUGGGCGCUGGCUUCCUAGGGCUUGAGGUCCUGGCGGAAGAAGAACCGCCAGGCCAGAUGACACCCAAUCACGAUCUGGAUUUAUCACUAAGCCCCGCCUGCUAACACCCAGGGCGCAAGGUCAAGGGGCUUUGACCUCGGCCUGGGGGGCGGGGCGACUCAAGCAGGAAUAUUCUGGGAGCAGCUGAAAGGAGGGGCUGGCUCCCAGGUAGCUUUAAGCCCAGAUUUUAAAGGAAUCUUUCCUUACAGUUGGAGCCAGUAAACAAGACCCGGUUCAACCAGAAGCCAGCCAUUAGAUGGUGCAUCGCCAUGGAGAUCAGCCACUCUGUUAAGGAGCGCACCAUCUCUGAGAACAGCCUGGUGAUCCUGCUGCAGGGCCUCCAUGGACAAGUCACCACCGUAGAGCUGCGGAAUGAGAGUGUGGCCGUGGGCCGCAUCAUCAACGUUGAUGCCUUCAUGAACAUCCGCUUAGCUGAAGCAACGUUCACUGACCAGCAUGGCUGCUCUUCUUGGAUGGACAGUCUCUUUGUAACCGGAAGGAACAUUCGCUAUGUCCACCUCCCUGAUGAUGUGGACAUCAGGACUACAAUUGAGAAACAGCUGCAGCUCAUCCACAGAGUUCGUACCUUUGGUGGCAGAGAUAAGGGCAGGAAGGAGUUUCUUAGGACAAAGGACAAAUGAAUGGGACUGCCAGUGUGCCUUAAUUCUGGUAGUUUUCCAUUGAAACUGAGAAUUUCAUGUUAUACUUGGGCAACUCUUCAUCUGUCUUUGGCUGGCUCUACUUCCUUUGGUACUUCAGGGAUUUUGCUAAACAUUUCUUUUUUAAAGGCGAAAGGUAUUGAGCCUCUUUGUAGUAAUGUGUACAUUAAAAUAUCCUUAAGUUUCUAAUGGGUGACCCUUCUAUAGCUCUAGUCCUGUUUUGAUAAAUUCUGCUUUUGUCUGUUUAUAUUUUUACAAAUAAAUUUUUGUAUUAACAUUCA